Messenger RNA from Lentinula edodes (shiitake mushroom), 2440 nucleotides. RefSeq names its product regulator of G protein signaling domain-containing protein. The coding region runs from base 136 to 2049 and encodes 637 amino acids. Gene Ontology annotation, biological process: intracellular signal transduction. The transcript is spliced from 5 exons. The record is from RefSeq and is a predicted model, not a curated record. NCBI's taxonomy places the organism in Eukaryota, Fungi, Basidiomycota, Agaricomycetes, Agaricales, Omphalotaceae.
AUAAUUCCACCUUCAUCUUUCCAUCUCCUUCCGACGUUCACCCUUUGCUUUUAGCCUCUCUUCCCUCAUAAUACCAACAGGAGGACCGCCUUUGUUUUUUUUUCUUCUUUUGCUCUUUCCUAUAAUUCGUCCACCAUGCCCGACACGGACCCGCAGGCAUCAUCCCAUAUGAUGAAGACAACAAAACGCGGGAGGCCUUUCUUAAAGGAUACUCUGGAUCUCUUUGCGACGUUAAUAGUUUCUCUUCAACUUGCCCCGCAUAAGCAGUUUUUUCGUACAUUUCCGAACUCGUUUUCUACCGAUGAGGCAGCGCAGAACUUGGCUUCCCUCAAAUUCUCUCAGUCAAAUCGAGGGCCGGACCCCAGAGAACCUUCACGAGUGGUUACGACUACGACGACUACAACGUUCUCUAUGACCCGAGAUAUGGCAAAGGCUAUGAGCCAGCAUUUCAUGGAUGCGCGCCUCAUCGAAAAUGCUGCGGAUCCUUCUUCUAACCUGUUCAAGGACAGGGGCAUCUACAUCCUGACGCCCAAGGGCUUGCACGUUUUGGAGCGAUUCAUCAGCAAAAACGGUAUUAACUCCGACCACCUCCAGAACGUUUUCAUCACCCAGCCCAUCUGCAUAAAACUCCUUCACCUUGAGCGUCGAUCAGCUGAUGACGAGAUCAUUGUUAGUCAGUCCGUAAUCACCGCCCUCUUUCGUCGUUUUGUCGGUCGUCAGGCGAAUUAUCCAUCACAAACUACCCAGCCUCAGGACGCUUUUCAACGAUACAACGAACGCGCCAGGGGCGUUUUCUUGAUGGAUGUCACCGAGCGUGCUCAGCCGUUACUUGGUAAGGGACAACAACACCACAAAUACUGUUUCGCUGCGGUGACUGCACUCGAAUGGUUGUGUGAUUUCACGUCGGUGGUGGGCAGGGAGGAAGCUGCAGAGAUGGCAGCGCAGUUCGUUCGAUUCGGUCUCAUCACUUUGGUCAGCGACAAGAGGAAGAACAAUGAUUCCGCCAUCAUCUUUACAGUACGAGGCUCUGCACCAGGUGGGAACUCGCCUGUCAGCCAACACGGCGAAUUCCGAUGCACCGCCAAAGCCAUAUACAAGAUCACGGACGAAGGGCGUCGUGUCGCUCAUUGGGAUGGCUCCAGGCCUCUCGGAGCUCAUGAUUCUCCUAAUGCUUCUUCUGCCAGUCUGAAUGCUGAGCGCUCGUCCGUCGAUAAUGUAUCGGAAAGUGGAGAGAAGAAAGGGAGCGAUGCGAAGAUUCAUCGACGCAUAUCUAUGGCCGAAAAGCUCAAUGUCAAUUACCAGGCGGCCGAAAAGAAGAAUACGAAGGAGAGCAACACUGAACGUCUUAACUACAUUCUCGAGGAACCUAGUCUUCGAUCUCUCUUUCGCGAGUUCUUGAGAAGUAACUUUUGCGAAGAGAACCUGUCCUUUUGGCUUGAUGUUCAGGACUUCAAGCGGAAAUUCAACAUCACUUCCAGUGCUGUUGCAGUGAAUCCUCCACCUAGGUCGGGUUCACGGACAACCCCUGGUCAAGCUGCCAUGGAGCGUCAUCACGAAUCCCUCAUAUCCACAGCCUUUGUCAUUUAUAACACGUACUUGGCUCCGUCUAGUACGUGUGAGCUGAACAUUGACCACGGGCUCAGAAACGAGUUGGUAAAGUAUUUGGACGAUGUUGUAACUAGUCUGGAUGGGAAGCCUUUCGCUGGAAAAGUGGAGCCUGAACAGGCUAAUGCUUUUAAUGCUACGCAACUUCAAACCAUGAUCCGUUUGUACGAGCGGAUCCAGGUACAUGUCUUCCGACUAAUGGCCACAGACUCUGUACCUAAGUUCAUCAAGACCCCUAAGUUUCUUGCUAUGCGAAAUUGGGUCGAAGAUUUUGACCCGACUGAUGACGAUGUGCGACUAUUGUCCUCCGGUCCCUCUCAGCCUCCGGGUCUAGGCAAUAACGAAGAAUCGGGUGGUGCUUAUAUUACGAUUUCGCAACAAGCGAGCGAACGGGAACAUAGGCAACAACAAGCACAUACCGCACCUAUGGGGUCGUCACCAUGAGGAACCUUUUUUGUUCGCGUAGUCUGUUACGGAUGGGUUGAAUUUCGUUUACAUCUGCAUUCCGUUGGGGUCACCUUUAUCGUUCCAGACAUUUGCUCUUGCCUUUUUCUUGUCACCCUCAACAUGCUCAUCUCAUUAUUCUUCUCGGUGUCCAUUGCAUUAACACGUGUAGGCACGUCCACCCCGGCGGCUUAUUUUCUUUCUUCGUUGCACUUAUUCUUUCAUGUUUUUCUUUCUCCCCGUUGUGGUCUUGCAUACACAAUUGCCUACCUAUAUACUGCUAUUUUGCCAACCUUCACUGCAGACUCCCUUGUGUCAAUUCAUCAUCCUACAUGUAAUUCGUAGUACUUUAUAGCACAAGUAAUAAUAAAACAGAUCUUACUCAUAAAAA